AUGCGUCGUCUGCUGCGGGGACAAUGCCUGCUGACGUCGGCUUUGGCUCCUAGACUGAACGGUAGCAGCCCUUAUGGAGGUGCAGUACGAUAUAACUCCGCAUUAUCCACCGACCAUUUUGCACAGCUAGCGAGCCGUCAGUCCUCCCGGCACCAGAUUUACCAGUCGCUAUCAUCCGAUCCAUAUCUGAAUCUGUCCAUCGAGCAUUUCUUGCUGGAGCAUGCUCCAGUCGACAGCAGCAUUCUCUUCUUGUACGUCAAUCGGCCAUGCGUUGUCAUCGGACGCAAUCAGAACCCAUGGCUCGAGACCAACCUCGAAGCACUUUAUAAUGACCGCGUGGAAGUUGGAGAAGGGGACAACGAGAGUGAAGACGUACUACUGGUUCGACGCAGAUCGGGCGGAGGAGCUGUAUUUCACGACCUGGGGAAUCUGAAUUACAGUGUGAUUUCGCCGCGCACCACUUUUACUCGCAACAAACAUGCGGAGAUGGUUGUACAGGCUCUACACAAUAUCGGGGCGACCAACACCAGUGUUAAUGACCGACAUGACAUUGUCAUGACCUCCGAGCCAAGCGAGCAGGGAGGGCCUGGCACAUCGCUGCCUCGGAAAAUCUCUGGUUCAGCAUUCAAAUUGACAAGGCAUCGAGCACUACAUCAUGGGACUUGCUUGUUAGAUUCCCCCAAUAUCAACGAUUUGGGGUUCUUCCUACGUUCGCCUGCCCGUGACUAUAUAAAGGCCAAAGGCGUGGAGAGUGUGCGGUCACCAGUGACCAAUGUCUCGACCGCCUUUGAGAAUGCGUUUGCUCCCUUCUCGAUACAAGCGGUGAUGGAGGGCAUUAUGGAGCAAUUUGCUCGACUGUAUCAGGUUAGUCCUGACGCUGUCCGUCGGGCGCAGCGUGCUCACGCCAACGAGCCUGAGCUGUACGCUGGAGCCGACUGGGUGGCCGGUGUUGUAGGAGCGCAGGAAGGAUAUGGAGAGCUGGAGAUUAGAAAAGGCAUUGACGAGCUUCGGUCGUUGGAGUGGAAGUACACUCAGACACCACAGUUCACCUUUUCCACGUUCCCUUUCGAGGAGGAUCCGCGCCAAAGACCCGCAUUGCCAGAGUCACUGCCUCCCUCAACCAGAGUAUUUCUCCGCCUCAAGCAUGGUGCGAUCAUUGAGAGUGAAAUUUCAGUCUCAUCUGAUCCAAACGUGGCAUCCGAGCAAGCACGCCGAGUGCAUGAAGUAUUGAAUGGACGGAAGCUUCACGAAAUCCAGUCGAGCCAGUGGGACAACCUACUUACUGACCGUCUCGGCGGAGACGUUGAGGCGAUAGUCGCGCAUGAGCUUGCAAAAUUCAUUGGAAGCAAGCUAUGCUCCUAG
This is a messenger RNA of Aspergillus lentulus, 1362 nucleotides long. Its product is annotated as putative lipoate--protein ligase. Gene Ontology annotation, biological process: protein lipoylation. Gene Ontology annotation, molecular function: lipoyltransferase activity. Lineage: Eukaryota; Fungi; Ascomycota; Eurotiomycetes; Eurotiales; Aspergillaceae. Gene Ontology annotation, cellular component: cytoplasm; mitochondrion. The record is from RefSeq and is a predicted model, not a curated record.